CUUUCCAGGAGAUGUUUCCCACUUGUCAGACUCGGUCCGAGUCUAUUGCAUCUCAGCACGUCGCGCUCACAUUUAAAGGUCGAAGACUCAGAUCAUCAAGAAUGAUCGAUAGUCCUUAUGCAGGUACGUGACCAAUGGACGCGUCAGCGGGACAGGGACCACGCCAUUUGGGAAGUGACGUAUGCCUCAGGCUGUACACUCAGUUCUUAUCCACAUCCGAGAUCCGCUGUACUUGCCCAAGAACCGUCUAUCGUCUUACCAAAAUUGCUGCCAAUCACCGAAUUUGCCUCUCUUCAAUUCAAGGCUUCUCGUAGCCUUUCGGAGCCCGCCAUACUUGCACUGUUCCAAAAGCUCUUCGCAUGGCAGUCGGAAUGUUCUGGCUACCCGCUGCUUUUCUUCACAAACCCCAAAGCACCCUCUGAAAUCCACCUCAUCACUGGGUGGGAAAGCGUCGAGGCACACGAGGCAUGGAUAGCAGGCGAGCGGAACCAGGAGCUGCUAAGGGUGUUUGCGCCAUUCAUCAACAUCCUAGGCAUGGUCCAUUUGGAUAUAGACUUCGAACGCAUCCCAAACGAUGCAGAGUCUAUGAUUUGUCUAAAGUUUGGAGAGGGAGUCGGCGGUCAGGUUGAAAGAGAGAUUGGAGGGCACUUGCAUUGGGCGGUGGUCGGACAAAAUUUGCAGGAUGAUUGUCAUGACGUAUGCAUUUUUAUGCAGCAGGAUGGAACAGGGUUGGACAUCGAACCUACCCUGCACAUGGAACUGCAGAGAGUUCAUUUGUAAAAUGCAGAUUUUGGAGUUUCAAGGAGAUAUUUUGACGG
This is a messenger RNA of Pisolithus orientalis, 818 nucleotides long. RefSeq lists its product as uncharacterized. The record is from RefSeq and is a predicted model, not a curated record. The transcript has a single exon. Lineage: Eukaryota; Fungi; Basidiomycota; Agaricomycetes; Boletales; Pisolithaceae. Bases 118 to 780 code for a protein of 220 amino acids.